Aureobasidium vineae is the source of this 2391-nucleotide messenger RNA. Lineage: Eukaryota; Fungi; Ascomycota; Dothideomycetes; Dothideales; Saccotheciaceae. The record is from the annotation of a GenBank genome assembly.
AUGCUGCUUUCACCCUUUGGCUCGCCACGGCGGCUGGUGGUGCUGACAGUAUUCGUCUUCCUGGCCAUCGUCGUCCUCGUGCGCAAUUCGACAUACUCCGAAUACCUCCCCAAGUACGACCUGCCAUCAUUCGGCAGCGCCAAAGUCCCGCAAGACACAUCGACCGGCAGUAAUAGCUUCAAGGAAGACUCGUCACAGAGCGAGCUAUGGCAAGAGUACAAGUCGGACGAGGGCAAGGUCCUUGGAGCGNCCACCCCACCACCAAAGGAGGAAGAAUACGAAGAGAAGAUUGAGGUUACAAGCAUCCCGACCUCGACCUCGCAUUCGACCAGCGCGUCUUCGUCGAAAUCCGCCAGUACGUCCGUUUCAAACACAGCCAGCACAUCUGGUUCAAAGACGGCGUCUUCUGCCAAGAUUACACCCUUCGUACAUGCAUCGUACAAGGAGCUGCAAGCAAAGAUCAAGGAGUUCAUACAAUGGGACCGUCCGGACAAGGGCGACCAUUGGCCUGGCUACGGCACUUAUGUCGACAAAGACUAUGACCCCAACCGUUGGGAGGGUCUUCCCAUGAACAUCGAGUACUACGCAUCCAACGGCAUUAAGCAGUUCAAGAACAUGGACCUGGAAGCUACCGUAUACCACCCCUACCCCGACUACAACUCGUCCGCAUACAAGAAGCAGUGGGCAGGCGACUAUGUUUCCUGCAAGGGCCCUCGCGGCCAGACACUAGACAAGAGCCCGGAAGACUUGAUCAAGGCCUGGCCCCAACUGCCUCAAAAAUUCCCCAACAUCAGCGUUGGUUCUGAUCUGGGCAUCGACAUUCACUCUUGCUUCGACCGCGAGUCGCGCUACUCUCCCUACGACAGCACUGCCCAGAAUGCUCCAGACUGGGAGACCGUCAACUGGGGCCAGCUUCAGAACGAGUGCCUGAGCAAGAACAAGGAAAGAUACGGCGAGCACCAACGUAAAUCUAUGCAGCUCAGGCCCAGCAGGACUAUGCCCAAGGAGGACAAUUCCGAGAAGAAGGCCGAGUCUACAACCGGCCCUAAACCACACCAUCGUACUGCUAUCCUGAUUCGUACUUGGGAAGGCUACAGCUACACUGAGAACGACCUCCAAGCCAUUCGCUCCCUGGUCACCGAGACCUCACUUCUGAGUGGUGGAGAGUACCAGGUCUAUCUCNUUGUCAAUGUCAAGCAACGUGAUGCCGACAUCUAUGACAACGAAGAGACCUACAAGAGCGUCCUUCACCAAGUUGUUCCUGCCGAACUCCGCGACAUCUCGGUCCUCUGGACCGAAAAGGUAUGCGAAGAGUGGUAUCCCAAGGUUGGUGACUGGCAAGUCUACUGGAUGCAGUUCAUGCCUCUGCAAUGGUUCUCAAAGACCCAUCCCGAGUUCGACUACGUCUGGAACUGGGAGACGGAUGCUAGAUACACCGGAAAUCCCUACCACUUCCUCGAACAGGUCAGCUACUUUGCUAAGAAGAUGCCGAGAAAGCAUCUCUGGGAGAGAAAUGCUCGUUUCUUCCUGCCGGAAUCUCAUGGAGAUUUCCAGUCUUACCUUGCCGACACUGAUGCAGCCAUCGCCAACGCAACACAGCAGGGCAUUAUGACUCCUGUCUGGGGUGCUCAGCCUUAUGCCGCCACCCAGAUUCCUCUUGGUCCUACACCGCCCCGCAAACAAGAAGAUGACGACUUCUCCUGGGGUGUAGACGAGCAGGCCGACCUCAUCACGCUUCAGCCGAUCUGGGACCCGAACGAGACACAAUGGUCAUACCGCCACAAGAUCUGGAACUUCGUCCCUGGUGUUCGUCCCAUCUUUACUGCCGAAAAUGGAGCUGCCGAAGGUUUCUACCACGAGGGCUUCGAGACAAUUCCCAGACGCACUUUCAUCAACACUCUGGCCCGUUUCAGCAAGAAAAUGCUGCACGCCAUGCACGCAGAGAACCUCGAGGGCCGCUCCAUGCAAGCCGAAAUGUGGCCCGCGACCGUCGCCCUCCAACACGGUCUCAAGGCCGUCUACGCACCUCACCCGAUUUGGUCUUCUCACCACUGGCCCGCGUGGUAUGCCGACGCCGUCUUUAAUGCCGAUGCUGGGAUCCCUGCUCGCUGGUCUCAACAGUUUGAUUCGGCAUACGCCCACGACCGCGAAGUCAAUUUCAAGACAUGGUCGUGGUACUACGCUACCGAUUUCCCAAAGACGCUGUUCUGGCGCUGGUUGGGCUGGGAAGCUGAAGAUGCGGGUCUGGGCGGUUGGGGAGGCAAGCAGGAUGAAGAGGAAGGUAAGGAUAUCAGAGGUAUUGGCAUGGUGGGCGGACAUGGCAAGAUGUGUUUGCCCGGUAUGCUGCUGCAUCCUGUCAAGAAGGUGUCGAAGCCUCAGGGACAGAAUUAG